Molecule: messenger RNA, 1752 nt
Organism: Pygocentrus nattereri (red-bellied piranha)
Lineage: Eukaryota; Metazoa; Chordata; Actinopteri; Characiformes; Serrasalmidae
Gene: hand2
Product: heart and neural crest derivatives expressed 2
Exons: 2
Coding region: 544-1146 (200 amino acids)
Biological process (GO): regulation of transcription by RNA polymerase II; heart development
Molecular function (GO): DNA-binding transcription factor activity, RNA polymerase II-specific; RNA polymerase II transcription regulatory region sequence-specific DNA binding; protein dimerization activity
Source: RefSeq, a predicted model, not a curated record
AGCUCCAAGAUGAAGCGGCGAGACCGAGAGCGAGAACUGAAGAAGAAAUUGAGGUGGUGCUGUAAAAACCCCCAGACUGCGUGUUUAUAUGCACGACCACUGAGAUAGGACCCUUAUUUUUGCUGGCCUCUCACAGAACAAACUUCACCACGGAUUUGAAAGCCAAACAAAAAAGAACUGUCAACGGUUCCAUCGCAGAGGUCCAGCCUGCAGUGAUCACUAAUGGAGCGUUUUCAUGGUGGAUAUGGACAAUGGAGCCUAUGCGUGUAAGUAGUUGCUUUCCAGUGUCGGGAGCUUUUUAGAGGGUCCAUUGUGGGUUUUUCUGUUUCAAACAUGUGUCGCUGAAUAGCAGUGGUAGUUUUGUGAUGGACAGAUAAGACGGUGUUGGGCGCUUUGACCAACUCGAGAAGUUCUUCACGGCUUCCUUUCCAUGGGAGGCUCGUAAGAACCCCCAACACGCACAGAUUGAGAGAAAGAAAGAAAAGGAAAAAGCAGCACGUUCCCGUGUUUUUUUCUUGUGUGCCAUCUUUCCUCUCCGUCGCGAUGAGUCUGGUUGGAGGUUUUCCUCACCAUCCUGUCAUGCACCAUGACGGCUACUCCUUCGCUCCGGCCACCCGCUGUCAUGAAGAGAGCCCUUAUUUCCACGGCUGGCUCAUCGGUCACCCGGAGAUGUCCCCCCCGGACUACGCCGUGGCUCCCUCCUACAGCCCUGAGUACGCAGCCGGGCCGCCGGGGCUCGAGCACUACGGUGGCGGGGUUCCAGGGUCGGCGCCACGGGCGGGCAAACCGCGUAGGCCCACGGCCAACCGCAAGGAAAGGCGCAGGACUCAGAGCAUCAACAGCGCCUUCGCCGAGCUCAGGGAGUGCAUCCCCAACGUGCCUGCAGACACCAAGCUGUCCAAGAUCAAGACGCUGCGCCUGGCCACCAGUUACAUCGCCUACCUCACCGAUAUCCUGGACAGGGACGAACAGCACGGCGAGGCCGAGGCCUUCAAGGCGGAGUUCAAAAAGGCAGAGGCCAAAGAGGAGAGGAGGAAGAAAGAAAUGAAUGAAGUUUUGAAAAGUUCAGGGAGCAGCAACGAAAAGAAGCCUAAAGGAAGAACUGGUUGGCCUCAACACGUCUGGGCUUUGGAACUGAAACAAUGAGAAAACGAACAUAAAAAAAGAACACACAAAGAAACCCUUUACAAAAAGACCUUGACAUGCAGGCCUUCCUGUCCCUCUGAUUUUUUUACACUAUAACUUUAUUUAAUGGAAUAUUUAUGUGCAAUUUCGCGCUCCGGACAGUGGAUCCCAGAAGAGAAAAAGCCCAUUGCAGAGCUUUAAGAGGAGGAUGCUCUCUUGGUAAGGGACUCUGCUGUUGCUGUUGUUGUUUUUGAUUAGUAUGUGCUGAAUGUUUUAUUUUAUUUUUUUAAUUUUUGUUUUCCAUGUCCCACUCUGAAACAAAUCCGAGAUGUGUGCCACUAAGGUGUACGUGAAGUGUAGGUCUCUCUCUCUCUCUCUCCCUCUCUCUCUCUCUCUCUCUCUCUCUCUCUCUCUCGCUGUAUUUAAACAUAAAGGGGGUCGAAGUUAUGAUACAGUUAAAAAAAACGUAUUUGAAAAAAAAAAUGUCAUGAAGUGUAAAAUACAUUGUGAUGUGUGUGGUCGUGUAGAAUCAAGUGCACUUCCGUCCAGACACGAGAAACUUAAAUAAUAUUGGAGAUGUAAACAAUGUAAUUAAUUCAAUAAACCACUGUGUUUCAACGAGCUUAA